Messenger RNA from Homarus americanus (American lobster), 786 nucleotides. RefSeq names its product extensin-like. Lineage: Eukaryota; Metazoa; Arthropoda; Malacostraca; Decapoda; Nephropidae. The coding region runs from base 1 to 786 and encodes 261 amino acids. The transcript has a single exon. The record is from RefSeq and is a predicted model, not a curated record.
AUGAGGUUUAUUAAGGCAUCCCUUAGUCGACCACAUGUUCAAAGGCCCGGGAGCAUACGUGUGGAAACCACGCUAAUGUCAGCCCCUCCACGCUCCUCCACGCUCUCCCCAUGCCCCCAUGCUCCACACCCCCACGCCCCAUGCUCCACACUCCCCACGCCCCUCCAUGCCCACACUCCCCCACGCCCCUCCAUGCUCCACACUCCCCACGCCCCUCCAUGCUCCACACUCCCCACGCCCCUCCAUGCUCUACACUCUCCCACGCCCCUCCAUGCCCACACUCCCCACCUCCCAUGCUCCACACCCCCCACGCCCUCUAUGCUCCACACCCCCCACGCCCCUCCAUGCUCCACACUCCCCCACGCCCCUCCAUGCCCACACUCCCCCACGCCCUCCAUGCCCACACUCCCCACGCCAUGCUCCACACUCCCCAUGCCCAUGCUCCACACUCCCCCGCCCCUCCAUGCUCCACACCCCCCACGCCCCUCCAUGCUCCAACCCCCACGCCCUCCAUGCUCCACACCCCCACGCCUCCAUGUCCACACCCCCACGCCCCUCCAUGCUCCACACUCCCUCCACGCCCCUCCAUGCUCCACACUCCCACGCCCCUCCAUGCUCCACACCCCCACGCCCUCCAUGCCCACAUCCCCUCCAUGCUACACACCCCCACGCCCCUCCAUGCUCCACACCUCCACGCCCCUCCAUGCUCCACAUACGCCCCUAUAUAUCCUUCCUCCAUCUUUUCCUCAAUAUGCUCCUAUGCUCUUUUACUCCCAAUACUUUUAA